This is a messenger RNA of Brienomyrus brachyistius, 2112 nucleotides long. It is a transcript of the gene fis1, whose product is annotated as fission, mitochondrial 1. The record is from RefSeq and is a predicted model, not a curated record. Lineage: Eukaryota; Metazoa; Chordata; Actinopteri; Osteoglossiformes; Mormyridae. Gene Ontology annotation, biological process: mitochondrial fragmentation involved in apoptotic process; mitochondrial fission; peroxisome fission. The coding region runs from base 102 to 560 and encodes 152 amino acids. Gene Ontology annotation, cellular component: peroxisomal membrane; mitochondrial outer membrane. Gene Ontology annotation, molecular function: protein binding. The transcript is spliced from 5 exons.
AGGAGGUACUAAAAGGUGACGGAUCCCUGCAGGCAGCAUAGAGCGAUCCCGAGAAAAGCUGCCAUUUCCGGUGUUGUGACGUCACAUCUAUUUCCGGCAACAUGGAAGCGGUAGUGAGUGAAGUUGUCGCCCCUGAAGACCUUCUGAAAUUCGAAAAAAAAUACAAUGCGGAGCUGGCCAAGGGAAACGUGUCUAAAGACACAAAGUUCGAGUACGCCUGGUGUCUGAUUCGGAGCAAGUACACUGAGGAUAUAAAGAAAGGGAUAGAGUUGCUAGAAGACCUGGUUCACAAGGGCACAAAGGAUGAUCAGAGAGACUACCUGUUCUACCUUGCAGUUGCAAACUACAGACUGAAGGAGUACGAGAAGGGUCUGAAGUUCGUCCGGAUGCUACUGCGGCAGGAACCAGGCAACAAGCAGGCGAUGGAGCUGGAGAAGCUCAUCGACAGAGCGAUGAAGAAGGACGGCCUAGUUGGCAUGGCGAUCGUGGGCGGGAUCGGUCUCGGAGUGGCUGGAUUGGCAGGCCUUAUUGGUUUGGCUGUCGCAAAAUCCAAACCCUAAAGAUGGGUGAUCUUCUGCGCCCUUUGUCCUUCCCAUCAGAAGCAUAAUUUCUGCCAGGCGUGAGUUUGAUUUCGUAUUUGAAAUUAAUUAACCAUAUAACCGACGUUUUUAUAGUAGAUAACACCUUUCGUGCGGGCGACCAUUUUUUCCUUGGCCUCUUACAACAACAACUCUUAUUUACUCCUCCAAGUUCGUUAAAUGACUUUUUCUUUUUUUAUGUGGUGUUCAAACAAGCCUAUUACGGCUGUAACUUGGAACACUGGAAUUUUAUACAGUGUUAUGUCAAGGAGGUAUUUCGGUGAGCGACUAUUUUAUAGGUAACUGGAUAUUACUGGUGAUACCUUAACAAGUGUUUAACACUCGCUGUAUAGUUUCUAUGAUUGACAGUAAAUGCUGACGGUAAAUACAGUUGGAUUCAUUCAUGAGAAAGGAGCGGAUUUCCUGGUUGCCAUGACUUUGGUUUUAUCUUGAUAUUUACUGAUGCAAACACGCUUGCCUGGUAGCUCAUCUGAACGAAAGCAUAUAAAACGACUCCUGAGAUUUGUUUGUUCCUGAUAUUCAGGCUGAUCAUAGUUACAUCAGUUAUGAAAAUUAGGCUUGUAUACAACUUAUGGUCUAUAAGUUUAAUUCUUUUGAAUUAAUAAUUGCAUUUCUGGAUGUUUUGGCCAACAACUCUGGUAUGAUAAUGGUGAUGUUCCAUAUGUCUAUUAGAAGCUGUUAAUAUCUAUAUAUAAUGUAUAUUUAUGAUGUGCUUCAUUUAUAAUGAUUCUUAACAUCUGUACAUACCUGGUGUUUUUUUCCAGCUAUACACGACGUAUAGCAAAUAUGAACAAGGCACUUCUAUAUGUUUCACAAAAGUUAAAGGCUAUUUUUGUUUUUGAUUUAAUUUUUUUUUUUCUAAUUUUGAUUUGUGUUUAAUUUUACAACAUUGAUCAUUUCACAGAAAAUGAAAAGGGAAUUAAGGUAUUUUUUUCUACCCUGAGAGGCACAUGUUCUAGUUUUGUAAGUAAAACCGUAGUUCACCAGGAAAAUAGUUUUGGUUUGACCUCUGUGGCUAAUUGACUUUUGUUUUUAUUUACUUUCGCUGUUAUAUUCGAUGCUCAACCAUUGGGACAAAUGUAAUGUAUUCCAUCCACAAAACACUGUGUAGUAUGAUAGGAGAAAUGAGACCUCCCCCCGCUCCCCUCCCCACCCAUUCCUUUUACAUACUUUAUCGAUUUAAGUGAUUACCAGUGUACACAUAGUCUAGCCUGUUAUGGAACUCAAAGGGGCAGGAUCCUUCAGGAGCGUGAUGUUAAACACGCAGACCUUGCCUUCACAGAGGACACAGCAGGGGCAAAGUAGCGUAAAUGGGGCUGUUCAAUUUAAACGUUACGUCAAGCAAGGCGAAGACUCACAGACGACACCUCAGAUCUAAGAUGAGCUGGUAGCUUUUAAUUGUACCCUGUUAUCCUGAUGCUGAUAUGCUGUUUAUAACACCAGCCUGCCACCUGUGUUAUGCAUUUUCUUGUGGUUCUGUACUACAAAUAAAAGUUAUAUAUUGAGUUCUAAA